CAACACUGAGGCGAGGAAACGAGCCAGCGCUAUCAACAGUACUGCCCCGAGGGCUCUUCCUACUGAACUCCUGGGAGCCAGAGCAGAGAGGAAUUUGGGAAUAGCGCGGAAAAAUGAAGAACACUGUUGAUUCGAAAAUAUCUGCGAGGUUUUCUUUUUUAUUGUGAAUGUGUCGCUAAACUGGUUGACGGGUACUACCUUCAUUCGGAGAUCGUCGUUUCAUUACGAGACCGACGAAAAUAACAUUAGACACCGCCAGUAGAUUAACAGUCCUUAGAUAAAGACCUAUCUCGACAUUAAAAUGAUCUGAUAUUGCAUGUACGGAAUAGGGACACCAUGCGGGGUCGACAUCAGUGUUUUACCUCAAGUUUAACAACGAUGUAUAGAAUUUCGGAUUACUAAUACAAAACACGCUCGCACACGCUGUAAACCGGAUUCGACCCACGAGCUUCAUCCCGGUUCCGCAAAGAAAUUCAACCCGAAAGAGUUGAAGAGCUCCAUGCAUUCGAAAAGGGAGAGGAGAGGAGCGCUGUCCCAUGCUGGAUGGAUGGUUAUGGGGAAAGGAGCAGGACCAUCGGCGCUAGAAGUCUGCAAGUUCCUUGUGGUGUUUCUCUGUCUGUUUCCAGCAGCAACUCUGCAGUGUAAGAUCCUCAAGUGUAACUCAGAGUUCUGGGCCUCCACCUCCAGCUCUGGCCCAGAAGAGGAGUUCUGCACAGCUCUGCGAGCAUACAACAACUGUGUCCGACGCACUGCCCGUACGUGCCGGGGAGACCUGGCCUACCAUUCAGCCCAACAUGGUAUAGAGGAUCUAAUGAGCCAACACAACUGCUCCAAAGAAGGGCCCACUACCCAACCUCGUGCACGGACGCCCCCUCCCCCAGCCCAGCCACCACCCCAACCAGACAUCCACGUACCCUCGGAUGGGCCAGAGGUGUGCCACUACGAGCGGAGUCUACCACGUCACGCCUCACCCCCAAAUUACACUCAUUGCGGCUUUUUUGGAGACCCACACCUUCGCACAUUCAACGAUGACUUUCAGACUUGUAAAGUUGAGGGAGCCUGGCCACUGAUUCACAAUAAGUACCUGUCUGUGCAGGUUACGAACACUCCCGUUGUGCCUGGGUCUUCUGCUACAGCUACUAGCAAGCUAACAAUCAUCUUCAAGAACUUUCAGGAGUGUGUAGACCAGAAGAUGUACCAUGCAGAGACUGAUGAGCUUCCAGCUGCUUUUGCAGAUGGUUCAAAGAAUGGAGGUGACCGCCAUGGGGCCAACACCCUACGUGUGGUAGAAAAGGUGCCUGGACAACACGUGGAGAUCCAGGCACGAUACAUUGGCACCACUGUUGUAGUUCGGCAGGUCGGCCGCUACCUCACCUUUGCAGUGCGGAUGCCAGAGGAGGUGGUGAAUUCGGUGGAGGACCAAGACAACCAGGAUCUUUACCUAUGUCUGCAUGGUUGCCCUGCCAACCAGCGAAUUGACUUCAGGACUUUUAGAACACGGGCUGCAGAGAGCCAUGGCUUAGGCAGGGGCCGGCCAGGCAGCCCUGCCCAUGGCUUCACCUACCAGUCAGCCAUGGCCAAGUGCAAAGAACGUCUUCCAGUCGAGGAUUUGUAUUUCCAAUCUUGUGUUUUUGACCUGCUAUCUUCUGGGGACAUCAACUUUACCCUGGCUGCCUACUAUGCCUUUGAGGAUGUUAAAAUGCUACAUUCAAACAAGGACAAGUACCAUCUCUUUGAAAGAGAUACAAUAUUCAACUCUGCCUCCAAAAACAUUGGUAUUAGCUUCUUUGUCCUUUUCAGCCUUGUUACUGCAAAGUUGUGGACUGAGUUGUGUUCCAUUUAUCUGUAGUUCCCAUUGGACAUCCUUAUUGUAAUAGAUCGUUGUAAGAAGCUGUGUGCAUGUGAAAUGCUGCUCUCGCCAUGUUGCAUUUCAUCUACCGGAGGCUGGGCUUCUCAGCUAAAACCCAAGUUUCUGCCGAGGGCUUUCACUCUUGUGUGUCUUGUGUCAUGCUCAUCUCAGCCAUGGACUCAUCUUGUCAUCACCAUGCAUGUUUGUUCAUCAGGCCAGAGAAGGAGCAUUUCUGCAGCUCCACCCAUAACUGCAGUGAUCAUAACUGCUCAGCAAAGGAGAAGGCAGUGCGGAGAGGUCCUGAGACUCGGCUCAGAUUAAACUCUCCUCUACUGACAGGAGUGAGAGGGGGAUGGUCCUUUGCAGAAAGAAUAGUUUGGAGAUGGGCUUCAGUUCACUUUAUGCCAAGUGAGAGGUGAAGUAUGUCUCCCGGAGCAAGGCUGGAGGACAUGACAGGAGCUUUUAUUAAUGUCUCCUAAAGAUGGAGGGCCAGCAGGAGUUCACUCUUUGAAGAAGCUCUAUCUUUGGAAAAGCAUUAGCUUUCUAGAGGAAACCCCUUGGCCAAGGCCAGACUAGGAAGUCUGACAUGUUGUCUAGAGUGGAGAUUAAUAGGCCAUAACACCAGGCCUUUUGUAUAGUUUGUCUGUAAGUGUGUGUGUGUAAGCAAAUUGUGUAUUAUUGCGUAGGUGAUUAUAUGAAUGUGUGUGUGGGUGGGUUUGGGUGGUUUAUGAGGACAUUUUUUAGGUUACAGACUGGAAAUUACAAGGGUAUUAUGCUAUAAAUGUGGUUUAUGAGGACAUUUCUGUGUCCCCAUAAUUCAAAUCGCUUAAAAAACAUACUAAACGAUGUUUUUUUGAAAAUGCAGAAAUUUUUUGUGAGGGUUAGGUUUAGGGGUAGGGUUAGGGGAUAGAAUCUAUAGUUCAUACAGUAUAAAAAUCAUUAUGUCUAUGGAGAGUCUUCAUAAGGAUAGCUGCACCAACAUGUGUGUGUGUGUAGUGUUUCCUAAUAGCUGUAUGUUGCACCCAGGGUCCUAAUGUAGCUCUGGUUUGGUGGUUCAUGGGUCAGUAAGAAGUUCUACUGCCUGCCAAGAGCUGUUUACUUCAUUUUAUAUAAAAAGUGUUUUCAGUGUGUCAAUCAUACUGUCAAACAGCACCUACACUGCUUAGGUGUGAUAAUCUUGAAAAUAUUUAUUGUAUUCUCUCCAUUGUCAUAUUGGGAGUGUAUUAGGCACAGAAAAUUACCCUCUUUACUUUGUGUUUACAAAGUAAGUGCUAUUGUUCAGUCAAAAAACAAAUUCAAGCCAUUUGAUGUUGUGGUCCAAGACACAGUUGUCUUUUAGAAAAAGAACACUUGCUUCUGAAAAAAAAAAAAAAAGUACAACAUUGAAAAAAUAAUCAUGUCAGUUUGCAGUAUGUAACCUUACAAUCAACAUAUCCAGGAAAGAGCCAAGUUCCUAAUACAACUCUUGCCGUUUAAGAUGGGACCCACAAGCCCUGUAGGCAGAUCAAUCAGUCAUCCUUACUGCUUCUUAAAGAGUAAGCCUCAUUCUCCAUUUCAAAAAGGGUGUCGACGUGGCUGUGCUGUAGGCCCCGUUUAAUUCACAACUCAGUAGAUCUGUGAAUUUAUGGCGGAGGCUUUUUGCCGAAGAACAAGUCCUGGUGCCAACAAUUUCCCUCCCAUACAGCUGAAUUUUCUCUCUCUCUCUCUCUCUCUCUCUCUCUCUCUCUCUCUCUCUCUCUCUCUCUCUCUUUCACUUUCUCAUGGGACCUUUGUGGUUCUCUUAGUAUUUAGGCUCAAACCAGAUGUCCUGAUUGUGUAUAAUAUUUGAAGGUGCUGCUAACUACAGUGUGGUGCAUGAACUUCAGUGCAGGGAGCUAUUGCCAUGCGUUUCUUGUGACAGUUUGAAAUGGGGACAUUUUCUCUUCAGCCUUGAGCUAGCUCAUGUGUAUUGGCACUCAGUAUUGUCAAUAGCAUUAGCAGUAUUGGCACUCUAAACACAUGCUUACAUAGCACCACUAUUUUGAGGGAUGGGGGGGGGGGAUACUGAAGAUGGAAUUAGACUUUUUUUCAUAUCAUGAGUCAUUUCUCACAUUAUUUAACAUCAGAUAUUGUGGAUUUAGCAGAUAUAACAUAAUAUUAUAAAGCACUGAAAUGCUUGCUAAAGUGUAAUUCAAAUAUUUUAAACAGAACUGUAUUAACAGUAAUGGUCAAACAAGGCUGAUUUGGAAACAACACACUAACUUCACCCUUGGUAACAUCAUAGUUUUAAAGAGACUUUUGGAAAGAUCUUUGUAAAUGAAGCCCAGAUCACACCUGCAUGUGGCCUCCAUGUCCAGUUUCUAAGAACAUCUGUCACACUCGUCUCUUAAAAUGUUUACGUUUUCUCUAAAUAACUAGCUUAAACUAUAAAAUUAUGGUUAGAUAUUAUUAAUACUUAAAUAGUUCUUUGAGAGACAGAAUUGCUUCAUGGUAAUUUAUUCUUACACUGUAAAGUUUUGUGAGCCUUACUACUGCUAAGAAAGCUCGUGUUUGGUGCAGUCAAUGGCUUUAAAGAGAAAUUUGAAAAAUGAUUGUAGUGACAUUUGUGUUUAGGUGUGGUUGUCGUCAGUACUUUUUGGAUUUAAAUGCGUAAUGUGACGUAUAAACGUUUGUGAGUUGUUGAUUUAGCAAAUAGCCUAAUAUGUUGUGCUGAAAUUUGUUUGGUACAGCAGAGGGCAUGGUGAAUUUUGCCUUUAAAUUUAAAGUGAUAUUGUGUACACAAACACCACAACAACAUAGGAUAAGGGAUUCAUUAUGACUUAAUUUGGUACAAGAGUAAAAAGGAGAUAUCCUGUUCAUAAAGGUAACUAAAUAAUACGUAGGAAACGUGUGAAUUGCAGUGUUUGUGUUGUUGUUAUAAAAGCACUUUAUGUUUCUGUUCUCUUUAACUUAGCUCUUACUUGGUUUUAACUUGAUGGUAAAAGAGGUUAUCAGACUUGUAAUGCUAUGAAAAUGAAAGAUAACAUUUUUAUGUAUUAACAUUGAAUGGGAGAUGCCAUCAGUCUGUUUUUGUAUGUAGGACUAAAGCGGUGCCACACACCACCUGUAUAUACUGUAAAUUAUUUAUUUGAAGAAAAAAUAAAGUGUCAUGUUGAUUUGUUUUU
Messenger RNA from Myxocyprinus asiaticus (Chinese sucker), 4992 nucleotides. RefSeq names its product repulsive guidance molecule BMP co-receptor a (gene rgma). The record is from RefSeq and is a predicted model, not a curated record. Gene Ontology annotation, biological process: BMP signaling pathway. NCBI's taxonomy places the organism in Eukaryota, Metazoa, Chordata, Actinopteri, Cypriniformes, Catostomidae. Gene Ontology annotation, cellular component: plasma membrane. Gene Ontology annotation, molecular function: coreceptor activity. The transcript is spliced from 4 exons. Bases 500 to 1849 code for a protein of 449 amino acids.